Messenger RNA from Pleurotus ostreatus (oyster mushroom), 837 nucleotides. RefSeq lists its product as uncharacterized. NCBI's taxonomy places the organism in Eukaryota, Fungi, Basidiomycota, Agaricomycetes, Agaricales, Pleurotaceae. The record is from RefSeq and is a predicted model, not a curated record. The coding region runs from base 1 to 837 and encodes 278 amino acids. The transcript is spliced from 3 exons.
AUGCACGCCACAUUCAUGUUGCUGAAGGAUACCCUCGUCGAUGCUCGAAUCCUUCAAUCACUCUCAUCUAGCGCACCUCUGACGCAACCAAGGCUCGCGGAGUGCCGCCUCAGCUCAGACGAAUUUCGACAAUUCCUGUACGACGUUCAGCUUCCGACAGGCGCACUUCCGCGCCUUCUCUACCUCGCGACACCCGUAUGGGAGAUGGCACCCUUCAAAAAUCCUAUCCCUUCCCUCUUCUGUCUUAGCAUCGACUACAUCCCCCCGACGGAUAUGUCCGUGGAUCGAAUCAGGGCACUGCAGCAAACGGCUACUUCCUUCGCUUCGAUUGCAGCUUGCUCCUUGAUCAACUUCCCGUUCGAUAACAUAUCCCAUUCAUAUCUCAUUUCCCAAAUCUUCAAUACCUCUGGUUACGAUCAUCCCUCGUGCGUUGUGCCUUCCUCCUACAGGUUCACCCGACUCAGUUCCAUAGCGAUCCUUCAGGAUAAGAACUUCAACUACAGCACCCUGUCGACAACCAAAAUAAAGUACUUGCAAUGCUAUUCGCAUCGUAAAGUAGCCAAGCUCGUUGGCCACAAGGUGCUUGAAGUUGUCAAAACAAUGCUCGUCGUCGAUAUCGACAUACCAGGCUCCAUCAGCGCACGGAUGUACAACAGCAAUGUUCAUGAUCGAGUGUAUACACGUGCUGGCGACUGGAUGCAUGGUGGAAAGAGGCAGAACGUGCCGUUGAUGUUGAUCUGUGAAGCCCAUAGUGCAGAGAAUCACAGAACGACAUCUGGUAGUCGUGAUAUCGAUCAGGAGCAUGGUGCCUUCUGCAGUAUUAGGUCUUAUGUAUAA